Messenger RNA from Striga asiatica, 759 nucleotides. NCBI's taxonomy places the organism in Eukaryota, Viridiplantae, Streptophyta, Magnoliopsida, Lamiales, Orobanchaceae. The record is from the annotation of a GenBank genome assembly.
AUGAAUGUCUUGAUUGUCGGGAAAACAUUUGCGGUUGUCGCCGCCGCCUUUAACUUGGUCGAUUUCAAGAGGAGAUUUGGAUAUUUCAAGGAUAAUGAUUCUCCUUUCCCGACUAUUCCCGGUUAUGAUGUGGUUGGCAUCGUCGUUAAAGUAGGGAGCAAUGUGAAGGAAUUUAAAGAAAGAGACGAAGUUUAUGAAGACAUUAUCGAGAAGGCAAAUGCUGAGCCGAAACAGCUCAGCUCCUUAGCCGAGUACACAACUGCUCAAGAGAAGCUUUUAGCUCACAAGCCCAAGAAUCUCGAUUUUGUGCAAGCCGCUGCCUUGCCUCUUGCCCUAGAGACAGCUUAUGAAGGGCUCGAAAAGUACGGUUUUUCUAAGGGCAAAUCAUUACUCGUGCUCGGUGGAGCCGGUGGUGUUGGCUAUAACCAGCACUUCGAAGUUGGAAUUUCUGAAAGUUUGGGGGCUGAUUUGGCAAUUGACUACAUUAAGGAGAAGUAUGAGGACCAGCCUGAUAAAUUUGACUUUGUUUAUGAUGUUGUUGUUGGGCCAAAUGGGGAAACUGAGAGGGCCGUGAAGGCGGUGAAAGAAGGAGGCACCGUCAAGGGUCGGGAGAGGCACGAUGUGAACCAGGUGUUCGGGAGGAGGAUGGAGGUUAUGUCAGAGGCCGAGUUUCGGAGUCUGGAGAUUGGGUCCUUUACAUGGCCAUUGUUGAUAUUAGGUCGGCAGAGGCUAGAGCAGCACAAAUGGUUCUACGCGUAA